AUGGGCCAGAUUGAAGGUGAGUUGAAUAAUAGAAAACAAGGAGCACUUCCUAACACCAUUGAAAUUCCUCACCAUAUGAGAGACAAAGGCAAGGAACAAUGCCAGACGGUGACGUUAAGAAGUGAACGCAUGACAGCAAAGGUUGUAAAAAGAAAAUCACAUGAAGAAUCGAAAAUCCAACAAGGCGAAGAUCAUGCGUCUGAGGAAAGUGUUCAGAAGGAAGAACAAGAACCAGAAGAAAUAACCACAAAAGCUCCAUCAACAACACAAGAAGUGCAACCACCUCCAUUUCCACAAAGGCUAGAAAAGAAGAAAAGCGAUGAAAAUCAAUACCGACGCUUCUUGGAAAUAUUGAAGCAGCUGCAUAUCAACACCCCUUUUGUUGAAGCAAUAGAGCAAAUGGCCACGUAUGCUAAGUUCUUGAAAGAUAUUAUAACCAAGAAAAGAAGCAUAGGGAAGUACGAGAUAGUGGCUCUAACGCAGAUCGAAAAACUCAUGCCUACAUCAGUGACCCUCCAAUUAGCAGACCGAUCGCUUGUUCAUCCGGAAGGAAAGUUGGAAGAUGUGUUGGUCAAGGUUGAUAAAUUCAUCCUUCCUGUAAACUUCAUCAUACUCGACUAUGAAGCUGAUAAAAAUGUCCCUAUUAUCUUGGAACGACCAUUCCUCUCCACUGGGAGAGCUCAGAUUGAUGUGUACAAAGGAGAGAUUGCAAUGAAUAUCAAUGGCCAAAAGUGA
Benincasa hispida (wax gourd) is the source of this 735-nucleotide messenger RNA. The record is from RefSeq and is a predicted model, not a curated record. NCBI's taxonomy places the organism in Eukaryota, Viridiplantae, Streptophyta, Magnoliopsida, Cucurbitales, Cucurbitaceae.